AUGAUCCGUUGGAAGUCAGUGAAGAGCAGUCUGCUCUUCGGAGGCAUUUGCUUCAUGUUGUUACUCUUGGAUAAGAGCCUCGUCGAGUACAACGAGAAGCAGCAGCAGAAUCCUUAUAUGAGCAAUACUUACGCUGCUCAGAAAGCCAGUAGCGGCUCUGAACAUUCGUGCGAUCCGUCUGUGAUCGCCGAAUUGAACAGGUUAAGGAAAGCCGUUAACAAAGCGAAAUGCACUGCGAACAACGGCAAAGAGAUGGUGUGCCUACGCGAUGAAGCUGAAUUCUAUUUCCCGUUCUCUUUCAUUAAAAAGCAAUAUGAUGUCUCUGGAAAGAUGUCGAAAGAUGGCUCUCGCUUUGAACUCUACACCUCUUACUCAAAAAUUCGCGUGCCUGAAGGUGACUCUUAUGAUCCAGCUGGACCCUUUGGCCACUUUGCCACGUACAGCGUCGAGACGAGAGAUCGGGAGUUCCUAUGUCUACUCAAUGGAAUGCGACGCCGUAUUACUAUCCGAUCCAAAUUGCGCAGUAUGGCUUUGCAGCAUUACAGCAGGAUGUUAGUCAACAAAACGGAUCAGGAUUUGAUCGAAAAGGGCUUGGAAAGUGCGGAGUGGAAGGGAUCGCCGGACUCACAAGAUUCGAGCGAGCGCGUUUUCUACCAUGAUGAUGAAAAGGGUCCCUUGGUCAACAUCACAACCUCUGGAGAGCUAUCGAAUGCUGGUUGUUACGUAUUCUUGGACCAAUCGCCCUUACACCACGUCAUUUCAUUCGAAUGGUUAUCUAUUCAAAAUGCAUCCUUCACCGUCCUUGUGCGAAUUAUUGAAACCGACAUGCUGGUGCUGCUCAACUAUGUUGCUCAGCAUGAUUCACGCUGCGUUUGGAAUGAUUCGGUGUCAUUCGCAGGUAGUGAACAGGUGUCAUUCUCGUUCUCACUCGGUAAACCGCGAAAAGACUGGCAGUCCACUACUAGAGAUAUCUUGGUGGAUACUUCGCGGGCGCUAUCAAGUAUGAAUACAAGUAAAAAGAGGGACGGAAAUGUGAUACUCCACCCAGGAGAUAUCAAGCUAGUAUCGGUCGGAUUUCGAGGUGCUGUAAUUGUCAAGCAGAGAAUUGUACAAUCUCGGAAUGCUCAUUUCAAAUUCUUCUUAACGGCGGCCGAUUGGUUAGCUUCAAAUCAAGAUGAUGAGGGUGGAUGGGCGGUACCGGUAGAACGAGCUAUUGCUGAACGUCGACUUGUACUUGACGCUGGCUGGCAUUCGGCUAUGGCACAGGGUCAUGCUCUUUCCCUACUUACACGUGCUUUUGCCGCAACAAAGAAUACCAGCUACCUUGCUGUUGCUACCAGAGCACUAGAUUUGUUCGAAAAGGUCUGGAAUGCAUUCCGCAGGAGGGGCUGCGUAAUAAAACUGUUUGGAUAUGACUGGCAGUUUUGUUUUGAACGGGUUUAUUUAUUCGUUGAUUGGAUUAUACGACUUCAAGAAUGUCAAGCUGGGGGUGAUGAACCAUUGGAAGAAGUUCGUCGUGGAGUGGAACGGGCCUCAAAACUAUUCUCUACGGGUUUGGAUUCGCUUCGAGCUCUGCUACCUCUUUAUGACACUGGAAGUGGAUCGAUCUAUGAUCUACGACAUAUAGGAUUGCACACUGCGCCGAAUAUUGCGAGAUGGGACUAUCACGCAGUACAUGUUUAUUUGUUGAAGUGGCUUGUGCAAAUAACUGGUGAUAACGCCUUGAACGAAACGGCAGAUCGGUGGAUAGCGUAUUCUUGGGGACGAAAGGCGAAGCACAACUGA
Messenger RNA from Cooperia oncophora, 1785 nucleotides. The record is from the annotation of a GenBank genome assembly. NCBI's taxonomy places the organism in Eukaryota, Metazoa, Nematoda, Chromadorea, Rhabditida, Trichostrongylidae.